Molecule: messenger RNA, 2148 nt
Organism: Poeciliopsis prolifica (blackstripe livebearer)
Lineage: Eukaryota; Metazoa; Chordata; Actinopteri; Cyprinodontiformes; Poeciliidae
Gene: fkbp6
Product: FKBP prolyl isomerase 6
Exons: 9
Coding region: 965-1939 (324 amino acids)
Molecular function (GO): peptidyl-prolyl cis-trans isomerase activity; protein binding
Source: RefSeq, a predicted model, not a curated record
AUGAAAAGUUUUUGUUCACUAGUGUGUUUUUCUUGUCUCUCUCGUUUUGAAAAGUGGGCAAGAGAAAUGAUUCAUACAAUGAUUCAAUGGCUGCAUACGUUUUAUAGAACUUGUUUUAGGAUUACCACGAGUGGUAUGACCACCAUAGGUGUGCAGAGUGAUAUGCUAAUUUAACUUUAAUAAACUGAUGCAGACAGGCAAAAAUAAAUGUAUGUCCAAGUUCUAAACUUUUUCCUUAGUGCUUUACAAUGAUAAUUAGCUCAAAUCAUGAAGAUGGAAUUAGUCGUUGAAUUCAAAGAACUUGUACUGCAUCUUUCUUAUAGCUAAGUGUAAAACAAAAAUACUUUACACGCAUAAAAACACACACAUUAAAAUGACCACGCUGAGCAAGAACAAGUAGUUAUAAAAUUGGUGAUAAAACAGAAGAAUUAGACAGAUAUAAGUUUACCAAUCAUAAGAAAUUCAUCAUCCAUAUAAUGUCCAACAAACUGCUUCUCCAACUUUGGGUCCAUUUUGCUUCAUUCCUUCUGCCAAGCCUUGGUUUUCCGCAGUUUCUGUAUUUAUUGCAUGACCAUUAUGGGUCCUCAUGAUUUUUUCAACAAGUAAAGGAAACAUAAUUUGAUUUUUAAAAAAAAUAUAAUUUAAUCUCAGUUUGUGAAAAUAGUAUUUUGAGUAUGCUAUCACCCUGAGACGCUGAGUGCAGAGUGACAAUCUGAUAUAAAAAUAUUUCCAAAAACCCUGAAUCCUUUAAGCUGAUUGGUCAGUAAACUGAGCAGGAAGUUGUUGAACCAGAACGUCCUCGUGCGAGGAGUCAGUUGAACCAAUCAGCUUAAACCAGGAAAAAAAAAAAAAAAGAAGAAAAAAAUCAUAUUACUCCUCUUUACAUCUUGAGUAAUAUUUUUUAUGCUGUCUGGACAACUCUGAAGACUUUUGUAGAACUUUUUUUUUUUUAAUCAGACGCUAAAUGUCAGGAAACGGGUUAGUACCGAGCAUCGGGAGGCGGCUAACGACGAGCACGCUGAGUCCGUUUGAGCAGCUCAGUCGGCAGAUGUAUGACAUCCUGGGCGAUGGAGGAAUCCUAAAAGAGGUGGUCCAGCCUGGAGAGGGCCCACCUGUGCCUCAAAACGCCUCAGUAAUAAUGUAUUACUCAGGUUACUUGGAGUAUUCUAAUCAACCUUUUGAAAGCACCACACACCUCCAGUACCCUCCAAUGAUGAAGCUGGGAAGGGAUGUGACUCUUGCCGGACUGGAGCUGGGGCUGUUGACCAUGAAGAAAGGGGAGUUCUCUCGGUUCCUGCUCCAACCGCAGUACGCGUACGGAGAAAUGGGCUGUCCGCCCUUCAUCCCGGCUGCUGCUGCGAUUCUGUAUGAGGUUCACAUCCUGGACUACCUCGACUCGGGUCAAGUGGAUGAGUUUGUUGCAAUGAGCUCGGAGGAGCAGAGCAGCGUUCCUCUGUCCUCACUUGUUGAAGUCAUUGACACACUUCGCAGCUUUGGCAACCGCUUCUUCAAUCAAAGCCGAUACAACCACGCCAAGGAUCGCUACAAACAGGCGAUAACUCUCCUGAGAAAUCGGGACUCGCAAAAUGAGCUGGACAAGGAGAAGAUCCAGGUGGCUCUGCUUCCGCUCUACCUGAACCUUUCGCUCACCGAGCUCCGACUGGCGAAUCCCCAAAAAGCCCUAAAGUAUGGCAAAAAGGCCUUGGAGAUCGACUCAGCCAACACAAAGGCCCUGUUCCGCUGUGGACAGGCUUACCACGAGCUGCAGGAGUUUGAGAGCGCUCAGGAUUGCCUCAUAACAGCUCAGUCGAAGAAGCCGUUCGACAGUGACAUCAACAACCUCCUGAGGAAAGUAGCGCUGGCUUAUAAAGAUGGUUUGGAUAAAGAAAAAGAUAUGUACUCCAAGAUGUUUAGGGAGCUGAGGAGCUCAGUGCAGUGACUGUGGUGUAAAGAUUUAACAGCUUCUUUGUUCAUGUCCUGCUCUUCCUGCUGUAAUAGUUUCUGCUCAUGUUCAUUAAUUUCUUGAUGAACAUGUUGCUUUUUGGUUGCUGUUCUUUGUAAUAUAUGCACAUGUUUUCUUUCUUGCCAAAGUCAGACGUUUGCUUUACCUUUAAUCAUUCCUGAGGUUAAUUUAAAUUAAAAAAACAA